Molecule: messenger RNA, 241 nt
Organism: Acaulospora morrowiae
Lineage: Eukaryota; Fungi; Glomeromycota; Glomeromycetes; Diversisporales; Acaulosporaceae
Source: the annotation of a GenBank genome assembly
UCAAUAUGAUACAUUCAAAGAGCUUGUCGCGUCAUUUAGAUUGUUUGCGGCGCUUUGCAGCAAGAAAGGUAGUAAGCCAAGAGAACAAUUAGAAAAUUUAGUAAUGAAACGUAGAGAUUGCAUAGAUACACUGGGAAAGAUUAGUAAAGAAUAUCGAAGUAGAAGUGAUGACUUAAGAUUAGUAUUAGAAAUAAGUGAGAGAGAAUGUAUAAGUGACGACGGGGGAAAGAAACGAUAUUAA